CAUGUGACACAUUAGUUAUGCGCAUGCGCCAAACGGAAGUUGGUGGUUAGCCAUAUUUUUUGGACACCUUACUAGAUCAAAACAACUGUCAAAUUUGAUAUUGGAGCGUAGAUCGAUUUUUACUCGUGAUUUUGAAUCAUAAGACAUAGAAAAAUCAUGUCUGACUACGACAGCAAUCCGUUUGCUGAUCCCGAGGCGAUUAAUCCGUUUUCUGAUCCCUCUGUGCAGCAGGCAAGAGGUGGAGGCCGACAAGCAGGCUUAGACGAUUUCAACCCAUUUGCAGAGGAUAACCAGACAAGACCAGCGGCUGAGAAAACAAGUUUACUUCAACCGGAGGCUCGCCCAACAAUUCCCCCACCCCAGUCAUCACCAGCCAUCAUGCAGCCAUCUAAUGAUGCUCCGCCCCCUUACUCCCAGAGCUCUGCCCAGCGGGUGGACACCUCUGAGCUUGAGAGAAGACAACAGGAAUUGGAAAAGAAGGCCGAAGAAUUGGCUCGAAAAGAACAAGAAAUGAAAAACAUGCAGUUUGGAGAAAGACAAAACAACUGGCCACCUUUACCAAAAUGGUUUCCAGUGGGACCAUGCUUUUAUCAAGACUUUUCUGUUGAUAUUCCACUAGCAUUCCAAAGAACAGUUAAAAUGAUCUAUUAUAUAUGGAUGUUUUAUUCUUUCACGCUAUUCCUCAACUUUCUGGGCAGCUUAGCAUAUUUCAUCGUGGAUAAAGAUGGUGGAGCCACAUUUGGACUGUCCAUUCUCUGGCUAGUGCUGUUCACACCGUGUUCAUUCGUGUGUUGGUACAGGCCUGUAUACAAGGCUUUCAGAAGUGACAGCUCCUUCAACUUCUUUGUGUUUUUCUUCAUAUUUUUCUUCCAAUUCUGCGUGUGUGUGCUGAUGUGUCUGGGAAUCACAGACUUCUCAGUCGGAAUAAUUGGAGGCCUGUCAACUGUUGGUGAUAAUGUGGCAGUCGGCAUAAUAAUGAUAUUUAUUGGCAUAUUGUUUGGUGCUAUAGCUGGUUUUGAGCUCAUCCUGCUGUUUAAGGUGCACAGGAUAUACCGCAGCACAGGGGCCAGCUUCGCCAAGGCCCAGCAGGAGUUUGCCACGGGCGUCAUGAAGAACGAGGCAGUGCAGCAAGGGGUGGCAAACGCUGCCUCCUCAGCCGCCCAGGGGGCUGUAAGGGGUGCAGCAUCACAGUAUGGCACUGGGAAGUACUAGAGCCAGAGAUAACUGGGUGUGUGGUUAAAGUCAAAAUUAUUAUUGGAAACCCUAGUUAUGAAUAUGUUUGUUUGCGCUUCAUUACAAUACAAUUAACAUACACAGCAUGGCUUCAAGUGCAUGCCCUUCUUGAAUAAUUAUUUACAGAGUGAUUUGUGUAAUGUCACAGUUUGAAAUUAAGGACAACACUAUUUAAUAUGUGUUCACAUGCUUUUGUUGACAUGAAAGGAAGGAAAAGAUGGUGUCAAGAUUUUUCCAAGUUAAUGGAAAAAUUGAGGUUGCUUUGUAGACUGAAUGAAGUACCGGUACUCACUUGAAUAACUUGUUACCAAAUUUAAAAGAAUGUCACAACCAAAUAAAGGGUAUUUUUAAUGUUCGAUGUAUGGUACAGUUGAUGUUAUAAUGUAAGAAAAUGCUGAAUUAAAUUACAUUGGCUUAUUCUAGUGUUGUAGUUGUCUUGACUAAGAUUUCCAUAUGGUGUAUUUAUUUCUUGAAUUGUGGUAUUUAUUGUAACAUCACUUUGUGUGUAUAUUUCAUCAUACAUAUUUUUAUAUUUAGUGUUUAAUUGAGAAUUCCACUUUAAAUUCAUAAAAACCUUACAAAUUGAGUUUGCAAACAUUUGAAAAUGUGAAUUGUUUGACACACAAAAUGUGAAAUUUAAAACAUUAGUUUGUGGUUUUAAUUAAAGAAUCCAAUGUUAAAAUGAGGCUUUAAAAUCCAAGUAUGUAGCAAAUAUUUUGUUAUUAAACAAUGAUAAUUGUUUCUAGCUUAUAAUUCUUAAAAAGGGUGAGAUAUGCGACAUUUCAUUAUGCGAUAUUUCCAUGGAUUUCUGUAGCCCAUUGUCUGUUAAGUAGCUACAGGCUAUGUUUGCACAUUGCUUACAUAGAGAUAGAACUAACUUGUAUUGGUUUGUGCAAUCUGUAAAACAUAGUUAGCUCACCUGAGCACAACGUGCUCAUGGUGAGCUAAUGUGAUUUCCUUUUGUCCGUUGUCUGUCGUCCGUUGUGCGACGUCAACAUUUGCCUUGUUCAUUCUCUACAGGCCACAUUUAUUGUCCAAUCUUCAUGAAAUUUGGUCAGAAGAUUGGUCUUAAUGAUAUCUUGGAUGAGUUCGAAAAUGGUUAUGUUUGCUUGAAAAACAUGGCUGCCAAGGGGCGGGGCAUUUUUCCUUAUAUGGCUAUAGUAAAAAUCUUGUAAACACUCUAGAGGCCACAUUUACUGUCCGAUCUUCAUGAAAUUUGGUCAGAAGAUUAUUUCCAAUAAUAACGAGUUUGAAAAUGGUGCCGGUUGGUUGAAAAACAUGGUCGCUAGGGGCGGGGUAUUUUUUCAAAUAUGACUAAAGUAAAACCUUGUUAACACUCUAGUUAUGUUAUAAAGUGCUGCUUUCAUCAGGGAUGUAUAAUAGAUCAUUAUAAUAAAUCUAUUAUACAUCCCUGCUUUAAUGUAUUCUUACAAUUAAGACAAUGUUAAGUUAAUAUCCUUCCUAUUUUGCAUAUUAAACUUGCAAUAAUCUAUAGAUUCUUCAAAUUAAAUAACACCAUUAAUACAUAACCUCUUUAAAAUUAUUUAUUUAAUUCAGUUGCCCAAUCUUCAUGACCUUUGGUCAGAACAUUUGUUUCCUGUGUAGUAAAGUUUGGUUUUAUUAUGUCAUUAUUAUGUACCAUUUACUGUUUUAUUUACUUUUUCAUAACACAGAAUUUUCAUAAUUAACAUAACUGUUUUAGUCAUAAUUACUUAUGGUAAGCCUAUCAACUAAGAGAUAGCUGAAAGAAAGACAACAUGUACACAAUUUUGCAGUAUUUAUCUCCCUUGUUUAACCUGCUGAGUCAUGUUGCCCAAUCUAUUUUUUCUUCUGCUCUAGAAUUUGUAAGACCCCUUGGUUUUAAAAUACUUUAAGGGUAAAUACUUCAAAAUGCAUAUUUUUCUAGUAUAAUGACAUUUUUGGCUAAGUUGUAAUUUCUUGUGUAAAUCUGUACUUAUUGUUUUGUCACAUUUGUUAUCAGUUUGUAGCAAAUUAAUCUAUAAUGGGAACUAUUACUGAUAAGCCAUCUUUGAGAAAAUCCCUGCAUAUAUUGAUCAUUGCAGUGUGUAACUUUUUACCACUCAGCUUUCUUAGCCAGGUAGUGUCUGAUACAGUUAGAAAACCAGCAUGAGUUGCCCUGAACAAAUUGAUCAUGACCACAAACUGACAGAAUCAUGAUUCCUAGGUACUAAAUUUCCCUCUAACUGUGCUCUAUGCCAGAAGUUAAUAGCAGUGGUCAGUAAUUCAAGCUAGUUGAAGUGUUUGAUAUAUUUUAUUUCACAGAAGGAGUAUUAAAUGCAUGUUUUUAACGAUUAACAAAAAUUUAUGUAAUUUAAAUGGGAAUGUCAUAUCAAAACAAGAUUCCAUAAUUAUUCACUCUAUAUAAUCAUAUUUAAGAUAUGUUAACACAUAUCAAAUAGAUGCUCUAUGAAAACAAUAAAGAAAUAAUUUCAAUUAUAAGUUUCUGAAGAUAGAAAUCAGAAUCAGAAUAACCUUCAAAGUCAAGAUUUACCUUUCUUAUUUGCAGAGUUCAUUUAUCAAAUUUAAUAAUUUUCAGGCUUUAUGUAUUAAAAAGAUGUCAGAAAAUUGAAAAUAAAACGGUAAUGAAUGAUACACAAUAUUAAUGAAAUGAAAUAUAAAAUCAAUACAUUUUCAUAUUUCUAAAUUUUUAGUGUAAAACAGCCUUCUGUUGAAAAAUAUGUUUAUAUAAUUAUAUUUAAGUAAACGGCAAUACCUUUAGUUAAUUGAAUUACAACCAAUCAGCGGUGUCAUCCUGACUGGAAAUAAGCGUUUGUCGAAUAAAUAUUUCCGCAUUACAUAAGUGCUCACAAAGUAACAUAACCUGUAACCAUCCCGUGACUGGUUCACUUGCGUAAGCAAACGAGGCCGCAAUACCACACCUGGAUACGACAGUUGAGUUCAAAAAUGGUUUGGAUCGGUAAAAAAACAUGGCUGCCAGGGGGGUCUUUUUCCACAUAUUUAUAUAGUAAAAAACCUUGUGAACACUCUAGAAGUCACAUUUUUUGCCUAAUCAUCAUGAAAUUUUAUCAAAACAUUAGCUAUGUGGAUGUCUGGGACGAGUUUGAAAAUGGUCGUGAUAAGUGGAAAAACAUGGGCACCAGGUGGUGGGGCAGUAUGUAUAAAGUGAAAACAUGUGAACAGUCUAGAAGACACAUUAUCUUUAUGAAAUUUGGACAUAUCUUGGAAGAGUUUAAAAAUUGUUCAGGUCUGUUAAAAAAAACAUGGCCACCAGGGGGCCAUUUGUUGUUCAUUCUUCAUGAAACUUGGUUAGAACAUUAUUGUGUUUCAUUGAUAUCUUGGGCUGCAAAGAACAGAUCAUUUCUUUUUAUCUCAGGUGAGCAACUUUGGGCCUUUCAGGCCCUCUUGUUAUGUAUACUCUUAAUAAUGUAUGAUCCUCGUCCUGAAAAUUAGUCUUAUACCAUUUGCUACCAGAGGUACUCCAGGUCAGCUUGCACAUUUGCACAGUCUUGUCAGAAGCUACCCUGUUUCCUCUAAUAACUAAUGAUAUUAAAAACCUUGAUUGGCUUUGGUGGUCAAAGUUGGCUUCUGCGCAGGCUGGUCUUGAAGUACACUGGAUGCAUAUGUCUUAAGACCCUCUUUUGCACAACGCAGCCUAUAAUUGUAUAAUUAUAAUAACAAUCUUGCAAUAAAGAGGUGUGUGUGUUGACAUCUAGAGUUAUAUCAGUGUAUUGAUUACUCUGCAAGUCUGUGGUAUAAAUAAAUAUUUGUUCAUGUGCACAUCUAAUUUGUAUAUUUAAUUGUUCAAUUAUUGUUUUGUUUAAUGUGUUUGUUAUAUUGUAACGUCAAAAUUAAAUAUAAUUACAAUAAAAAAUAAUCUCCAUUUUAUUAGAUUAUGUAGGUGUGAAUAUUAACAAACAAAAAGCAUUUGACAGUGUUUAUUAUUCUCCCUUUUUGCAUGGGGGCUGGACCCUUUAAAUUGAGAAAAUGAGCCUCGUUACAUUAUAUUUUGUGAACAUUUCACUCUAUUAAUAAAUUUAUAAAAUUUGUUUAAGGUUUCAUGAACUGUAAGCCUAACGGUGUCAACUGAAUUAUGCCCUUUUGUAUAAGCAUCAUAAUCAAUCUAGAAUAUCUUUGUAUGGAAAAUAUUAAAGAAGACAAAGUGACCUUGUGCAGCUAUAUCAAAUUUGUGUAAAAAGGGCGUAACUACUUUGUGCACUAUUUUGACCACACAUUUGCAGGAAAAAGUCAAACAUAAUCAUAAUUAAAGUAAAAUCAUAAUCAGCUUAUGAGAGAUUGAAUACAGAAACGAAUCUUGUUGUAAUUAUGCAUUUCUGAUGAACAAUUAAGAAUUUAGUUGUCAUUGAGCUUACAAUGAAAUCAUGAUGAUGGCUUCUGUGCUGUGCUUAAUUAAAGUGCUGACAAAUAUAACCCAAAUGUAGUGCAUUCUUCAAGUGCUUAAUCCUCUAGUCUAGUAAGCAUUCAUACAUUCAUAUGAGUUGUGAAAACAGGCUUAAUGCAAAAUGUGGGAAAAGCAUCAUCCAAGAUUAGCCUAUGAUGAUUGCAAAAGCAAAUCUGGGAAGAGACUUGACAAAUAUGCAUUAAGAACUGUUUUCACAUAAUCAGGCUCAUUUAUUGUUUGGUCAAAUUGAAUAAAAGACAUAUUGUGUUAAAUUUGCAUAAUCAUUAUUUUGUCAUAUUGUGUUCAUGUUCAGGGUAGAACAUGAGUUCAGAGCUUGUUAAUUAAAAUGGGACCAUACUGUAAAAUUUCUUUGUAGAUAGUGAGAAGAAGGAAGCAUGGGAAUAGUGGUGGAACUGUAGGAUAAAGUUUUAAUUGAUUUCAGUUUGAUUUGACACACACACUGACUUUGAUGUUCAUUUCAAAUUUCCAUUUAUUACAACAAAUAAACGCAUAUAGCCUUUUCAAAGCACUGAACACCUCAACAUUUAGUUUUUAAUGCCCACAUAAUUGUCAUAAUAUGCUUAAAGCAUCACAUUGUGGGGAUCAACGUUGCAUAUUAUUGUAUGCUCCUUAUUUUUAUGUAACUUGGAAGAAGAUUAUUUGUUAACACUUUAAAGAUAUCAAUUUGAUACUUGAAACAUAAGAUACUUCGAAGUUGAGCAAUGUACCAAUACAUCACCAUUCAACUUACCUUUGUGUAGGUCAAAUGUGUCCUUGAAUUAAACCUAAAUAUCUCAAGCACUUAUACCAGUGAUCUGCAGUGAUUGGUGGAUGAAAUUUCGAGUCAAUUUCUCUAGUUUAUUGAAUGAAUGUACUUUCUGAACAAACCUUUUGCUGCUUAACCUAUUUGUUGUGCUAGAAUUCCAUUUCAUAUUGUUUUGUUUCUCCACAUUAAAUGUUUAUAUGAGUAUCAGCUAACAUUAAUUUUGUGUGAUCAUUAUAAAACUUGUUGCUGAAAGAGACCCAUUUUAGAUUGCAGAGGCUAGUUAGAAAUAAAAUUGUUCUGGUGAUGUUUGAUGUAAGCAGUUAACUGAUGUUUUGUUUAUUUUCGUUCGGUAAUUGUAUAUUCUUAAUGUAAAUAAGUCAUUUGUUCUAGAAAGGGUUUCUUUGGCUAAAUUUUUCUGUUAAAUUCUGUAGGGUGUACCCAUGAAAUUCGGGCAAUUAGAGUGCCAGUUUUAGUAACAGGCAUAUUAAUAUCUGUUGGGAACCACUUGUAGUGCACAUUUUGGUAACUCGAGAAUUUAUUAACAAAAUUCAUUUUAUAGGUAUGACUAAUAUGGUGAAAUCUGUGUCGGAUAAAUCAUGUACACUUCAGUAUUUGAGGCGUUCUCUGGGAUAACUUGUUGAAAUGCAUGUGUGUUAAUUAUUGUUAGUCCAUACAAGCUAAUCAGGGAAAAUGCUCUCUGCAUAGACCUGAUUGUUGUUAAGAAGACGCAAAAUUCUUGAUGAUAAUUUCCAUAAUAGCGGAAAGUGUAGUCCCUGAUAAGACUUUGUGGACUGCGAACGCUAAUCUGGGAUGAUACUCUACGCACAUGUAUUAAGCCCUGUUUUAGCAGAGGAUAGCUGAAACACUUUUCUUUAUGACAUCUUUUGUUGUUGUUAUUUCUCAUAAUGCAGUGAUGUUUAAAAUUAUAUGUAUUUAAUAAAUGUCAUAAUUUUA
Dreissena polymorpha is the source of this 7334-nucleotide messenger RNA. RefSeq names its product secretory carrier-associated membrane protein 1-like. Gene Ontology annotation, biological process: protein transport. The coding region runs from base 157 to 1212 and encodes 351 amino acids. The record is from RefSeq and is a predicted model, not a curated record. Gene Ontology annotation, cellular component: recycling endosome membrane; trans-Golgi network membrane. NCBI's taxonomy places the organism in Eukaryota, Metazoa, Mollusca, Bivalvia, Myida, Dreissenidae. The transcript is spliced from 10 exons.